AUCAGACAUUUAGCUUUGAUAUUGAAUUCAGUUCUUUGUUUCACAUUCAUUAAUAUUGAUAAACUUUGUAGCUUUUUUCCUUAUUUGUUCUAUAUUCUGUAUGCAAAAGGCUACAUUAUUAUCUAUUUUGUGAUAAAGACUACAUUACAGUCUUGGAUCUCUGCACGAAAUGUUCAUUUAUCGGCUCCAGAUUUUUUCUUUACUACUAUUUGUAGGAAUUGAAGGUUCUAUAGCCAGCCCGACAAAUGCAGCCUUUUCGUCAACAAUCAUGGAAGAAGCAAAAACAUUAACAGAAGAUUCAAUCAAACAUGAUUCGCCUCAAACAAUUGAUCAAAAGGAAGAGGAAAAUCGGCACCAAUGGGACUGUACAUCCGAAUCGAACUACGUCCAAGAACAACUAGCUCUGACAUCCACACUGCUGGAAGAGGGCUACAAAAUCACACACAAACAAAAGGAUCUUGCAGCUGAUGAAGUUAUACUUGUACUAGGUAAGGCUGGAAGUGGCAAGACAAGCAUAGUGCAGUUCCUGACAGAAAAUCCAAAAUUGCAAUCGAAAAAAGUGAAAGCAGAGACCGGUGAAUUCAUAAUUGACGAUGGAGAGAAGAUUGGAACGUCAGCCACUGAAUCGUUCACACUCUACCCUGAACUGGUCAACUAUAACUCAACCAUCAACUUCUGCGAUUCUCCAGGGUUCCAUGACUCGAGGAGUUCUGCACAUGAAAUUGUUUCCAUGGAUAUCAUGAAGACGAUAACAAAAAGAUUCAAGAAGGUCAAGAUUUUACUGCUCGAAAAAUAUAGCUCGUUACAGUAUGGAUUUUCAAAAGAUAAUUUCCUCAACACUCUGCGACAUUUGAAUGAAUUUUUGGUGGAUUUCGAUAGGUUUAGAGAACACAUUGUUCUUGUUGCUACAAAAUUACAAUUUUCUUACAGAAUGACAGAUGAUGCAGGGGUUGUACCAGAGUUCAUAACAGAUGAAAUGCACAUCGACAGUAUUCUAGAAUACUUGAAUCACACCGAAAUAUCGUUGACAGAAAAGCUCUCACAGAAAAACAGUAAAAAAACGGAAGAUUUCUACCAGAAAGCUAUAAGAUUAUUGCAAAGCUUUCAGACUAGAGAUGAGAAUGGGAAAUCAAAUAGAAUAAAUGUAUUCCGCCGACCAUAUAAGUCGGGACCUUUGAAAAACAUGCCCUUGUUAGACAAGAAUAGGAAGUCACUAUCUGAAACUAUCAUGAAUUUGGAAUAUGUAGAGGUGAAAGAGAAUGAUUUCGACUUCACUUUGUCAGAUAAAGCGAAACUGUACCUGGAAUGCUUGCUGAAGUUGUCAAAUGAUAAUUAUAAAAAUAAGAUCAAUGAAUUAUCUUUCAAAUUGAAAGAAUAUGUUACUCAAAAAACUCAGAAUUACUCAAGUUUCUACCAGAUUUCGACAGAGUUAGACUUACUGUACAGUGCAUUGAGAGAUUUAUCAGGAAAUCUUGAUGAAACUAAAGAUUAUAGCCAGUUCUUUGAAAAGGUUCAGAGUUUUAUCUCUGAUCAGAAAAUUCCUUUGCAGUACAAUUAUUAUAAUAAUAGAUUACAAACUUUGGAGAAAAUUGAAGAAAUGCUUCUCAAGUUUGUUGAUACAAGUACGGUUUUUAUUCCAUCUUCAUGGACUCUCCCCAUAAAACAUCUAGUGAAAUCUGUAGAGAGUGAGUAUGAAUGGUAUAAAUCUCUCAUCAUUUACAUCGAGAAACUUUCAAGCUAUGAAACACAGAAAAACAAAACCGAAACAUACAGUGCAAUAUUUCAAAAUACGUUCACAGUGACGAGUAAUUUGAUGGCAGUUUUUAUGGAUGCUACAGGGAGCAAAAACGUUAAACAAUUUAUAGAUGCACAAGCUGAUGAUAGGAGAAAACUAGAAAUGGAAACUAUUACAAAAACUUUACUGCAGAAAAGCAAUAUCACUUGUGAUGCCAAUGGAAGAUUGAUUGUGAAAGGAUUUCUAAUUAGAUUAUCAGAAAUCAAUUCAGAGAGCUUGAUACGCUUCCACUGCAAUAACAUUACUUUGAAAGAAGUUGCCUUGCUGGCGGUUGACUCUGUAUACUUGGAUGAGGACACCAUUGAUAUGUUCCAGGAAGUGAACCUGUUUAUAGCGGCACCCAAAUGGCACGUGAUUGGACAGAGGCAAAUAGUUCUCAGUGGUAGAACAGGGAUGAAAAUUUCCGAAAAUUCCCUCAUGUUUAAUGGGAAAGAUGGAAAACCUGGACUUCCAGGCGGCAACGGGGGAAAUUUCGUUGGUAUCGGAUUGCAGUUUUCAAAUGGGGAAAAUUUGCUUGUAGAGUCUAAUGGAGGCAGAGGGGGCCCUGGAAGUAAUGGUGGGAAAGGGGAGAGAGGCACAAGAGGUGAGGAUGCUGAAAAAAAGUUGAAAUUGGGCAUUUAUGACAAAAAUUAUACAUUCACCAAAGGAGUGGAGACUGAGAAACUUGUGAACAGUUUCUCAUCAAUAAGUGAAACACAGUUUUAUGCUUCUGGUUAUCAUUGCUCAUCUUGUUGCUCUAGUUAUAAAAGCGAAAUCAAUUUGUUGAGGCAAGAUGGUGACUGUGGGAGUGAUGGAAGUAUUGGAGGGUUUGGUGGAGAGGCAGGGUUUGGAGGACUUGCAGGAGACCAACAAUUGGUUGAACUAAGUGACUCAUCUCAGAUUAGAUUUGAAAGAAGAAACGGAACUGAGGGUUCUCGUGGGAGUAUGGGUGAAACUGGAGACCAAGGCAUGAAUGGUAUUGGAAUGAUUUGCAUUCAUUUAGUUACAAAGUAUAGUAACUAUGAAUCUAAUUUGAAAUCAUACUGGAAAUGCGUGUCUACAGAUAACACAACAUGCAAUACAAGUACCGGUAGUGACAAACCUGAACAGAUUCUUGAAAGCCAGCAUUUUACAACAACAGGAAUUCAACUGCCAGCUCCUAAAAAAUCUUCUGAUUCCAGCUAUUAUUCUCUAGACUAUUCAAUCCUACUCAAACGUCACAGUAGUCACAUGAUAUUCAGUAAGAUAAUUACAGAUUUCAAUCAAGCAAUAGGAAAAAAAUUCUCCUAUGAUUUAAAUGGAAUUGGUAUGCUAUUUUUCCAGGAUAAUUCUGACUGAUAAUGCUCAGUAAUAUUAUUCAUAAUAUACAAACAUCAUCUACUGUUCAGUUACCAUAAGAGCUUAAAAGAAAUAUAUCAUGAGAAUAUAAUGUACAAAAGAUCAUUUCGAUAAUUCACGUAUUUUAUAAAUGAAUAAAUGAGAUAUCCUAUAGUAUAUGGGGCGUUUAUGUUACAAAUUUCACUGUUAAAAAAGCCAAUUUAUUUAUUAUUUAUAUACAAUGCAAAUGACACUUAUGUAAUAACAUUGGUAGAUAAAAUAAUAAGGUAGUCCUUUUGUGCUAUUUUUCUUCCAAAUUCAUAGGUGACAAAGUCCAAGAUAAGGUUAGAAUUCAAAUAGUAAUAGAAUUUUAAAUAUUUCUUUUUCGUGAAGCUAUGUGUGACACUGGUAUAGUCUAUCAUACUACUGUACCGUUCUCUCACCCGGUCAGUACUACACAGUAUAAUAGGCCUAUAAUAGACAGUAUAGAUGACAGUGAUCGGCUUGAAGUUUGGCACAUGAACGACCAAUUCACAAUGGGUGGUUAUCUUAUUAUGCUUCUUAUCUUAUUAUGGGUGGUUAUCUUAUUAUUAGUUCCUCUACAUGGUAGGAGUGGGCAUAUUCAAGCCUUUAUAGACCAAAAUCGAUAUUUUUACCGCUGAAGACAUGCAAAAAUCAUAAUAAUAUGUAUAUCCGUACGGUACCAAACCGUAAAUGACCCGUACAUACACCAAUAAAAAAGUCCAAGUGCCGGUUGCAGAACAGUCGGUUGAAUUUUAACCCUGAUUAAUUCCACGAGAACCAAUCAGAGAAGCAGUCUUUUCAAAAACGCCUUCUCUGAUUGGUUCUCAUGAAAUUAAUCACAGUUAAAAUUUAACCGGCUGUUGUGCAACCGGGCCUAAGGAAUUCAAUAAGGAAUUACCUACUUCAAUUUUCUAAUAGGUAAUCGAAUCACCACUACACUUGUAUGGAAUACAAUAUAAUGAAGCAGAGUAAAGUGAAUGAUCGAAGAAUAGCCUAUACGUGCAAAAUUAUAUAAGAGAUAUAAAAAUAGAUUAUUACAGUAGCCUACCUGGUCCUCGAAGUUUCACUGUACCGUACAUUUUUACUGUGAAUGAUGAAUUAUAUAUUUACUGUAAUUUAUAUGAUUUAUUAUAUUAUAUAAAAUAUACUGUACUUGGAAUAGACGCCUCCACCGGUAGGCCUACCCUUUGUUAUUCAGCAAUAUAAUAUGAAAUAUUUCCUGAUAUA
Nilaparvata lugens (brown planthopper) is the source of this 4342-nucleotide messenger RNA. RefSeq lists its product as uncharacterized. The record is from RefSeq and is a predicted model, not a curated record. The coding region runs from base 170 to 3112 and encodes 980 amino acids. The transcript has 3 exons. Lineage: Eukaryota; Metazoa; Arthropoda; Insecta; Hemiptera; Delphacidae.